Molecule: messenger RNA, 1389 nt
Organism: Purpureocillium takamizusanense
Lineage: Eukaryota; Fungi; Ascomycota; Sordariomycetes; Hypocreales; Ophiocordycipitaceae
Exons: 3
Coding region: 1-1389 (462 amino acids)
Cellular component (GO): ribonucleoprotein complex; cytoplasm; nucleus
Molecular function (GO): mRNA binding
Source: RefSeq, a predicted model, not a curated record
AUGCCGCGCAACGAGUCGCCCGCGAACACUGUCAUGAGGGAUGUUGCACCCGGUGACGAGAGCGGAGUCUAUUACCUACUCAUAAGCUCGUUGCCCUUUGGCACCAAGUGGCAGCUCUUCAAGGACUGGAUUCGUGAGGCGGACUGUGACGUGGAUCACAUCGAGUUGUUUCAAAAGUCAACAAACGGAUGGAUUCGACUCCUUGGCAGAGACAACUUUGAGCGCGCUUUACGCCAACUCAGGACCAACUCAUUUGCUGGUAGAGAGAUUAUCGUCGACGAUAGAAACCGGACAGAACCCAUCAAGAUCCUUGAGCUCAUUGACGACCCGCCGCCCAAGCCAAAGUUUGGGUGGAGGUUUCAGAGGUCGCGCCGCAAGGGCGACUUGCUCGCCGACGAUGCCGCUUCAGUUGUUGGCACCCGGGGCGAGAGCUGGCAAUUGACCCCCCGGCCGGAGUCUACGGUGGCGAGCAUUGACGUAGAUGCAUCACGCAAAGACCGAGAGCGAAGCAGCAUUCGAGCACUUCCAGUUUCCGCAUACCCUGCCGGACCCGUCAUGCAGCGUGGGCCCUUAGGAAAUGAUACGACACCCAUGAGCUACCUGCCUCGCCAGCCGUACAGGCCGCCGGCGGAGUUGCAAGGAGCCGCGUACAUGGCGACAGGGAACGCACCAUUCCCCGUUCCCGUGUGGAAUUCGCCUUAUGGCUCGGCUUAUGCUCAAGGCUAUCGACCCUACGAAGCGCCGCCGCCCGUGAACCCUAGCCUUCAAGCUACUCUGCCAUCAUCAACCUCGAGCAGCUUAGUGUACCCCCCGCUUCUGCGCCCAAGCAACUCGAAAUCGUCGUUGGGUUGGACUAGCAGCAGCAGCAGUAGCACCAUCCCGUCAACGGCCCCUCCGCCCGAGCCGACUGUUGUUGCCUCCCAGAGACAGGUUGAAACCUUCUACAAGGUCCAGUUGCUGUCACUGCGGCAUACUGCCAGCCCGCAGGACGUGGAGCAAUGGGUGAGAAGCCGCCUGGGUGGGUGGGAAAGCGCCAUUAUUCGCAUCGACGUUCCAAUGGACCAUCAUAAGGGCCGCAUUCGCGGGUCGGCGUAUAUUACGCUCUCCAACGCCGUUGCUGCGGGCAAAGCCGUUGAGGCACUACAGCAACAGCUGUUCAUGGGGCGCCUGGUAUAUGCCCGCCGAGGAGGCAGCAUCGACAGCGCCAAGCAGAGAAAAGAGGGCGGCAAGAUGAAUCGCGCCGGUCGAACGACGAAAGCGAGUCAUGGCAAUCCUGAGUCGGUGGCGGUAGACGACAAAGCAACUCCUCAAUCAAGUGGCGCGACCCAAGGAGACAAGUAUGCGCCUCCUGUCAUCGCCCACGGGACGAACUAUAGGCCAUCAAACUAG